AUGUCACGGGUGAGUGGGGUUGUUCGAAAUUUAAGGGAAAUAGUAGAAAUCCUCAGCAAGACUCAAUAUGCAAAACUCACGUUAAAAUCUGAGAAAAAUAUCAAUGAUCUCACCCUCCUCCCUCUGGGACAAAAAUUGCUGGACAAUCUGAAGAGGGAAUGGAUAAAUUCUGAUCCUGUAAUCAAUAUCUAUCAUAGAAGUGAGGAAAAUGCUAGAGAAACUCAGAAAGUUAGGAAGAUUUGUGAGGAAAAUCCUCUUUCCUUGUACACCUCAAAGGAUUUUGAGGAGAAAUUUCGGAAUUUGAAGGAAAACUAUCAAGCCGAAAUUCCUCUGGGUGUUUCAGAAUGCCUUUCAUGCCCAUCUUUUGAGAGAAAAGCAGAAAAUCCUGGAGAAAGUUUGAAUUUUUCCCUGAAGAACAUUCAAUACCUCACUUGCUCGUACUUUAUCUCACCAGUCAGUGCUAUAGAACAAUUCUACAGAAUUCAGAGGCAGAGGAAAAUAUGGUGGAUGAAGUAUUCAUCCAAUCCCGGUAGAUUUAAGGUGUCAGAGUCUAAAACUAUUGAGCAGUCUGAAGGGAAAAUUCAGAGAAUUUCCAUUAGAUCAAAUAUCAAUGAAUCCUCAUUGGAUUUGGAGACAAUUGAGUUGAUUUCGUUGAAUUCUGGAGGGAAUCUCAAGCUCAGGGAUCAGCGUAGUGGCCAAGAGAUUACUCCUGCUAUCGUUAAGACCGGGAUUUGUCUAGAGAUUGCCACCCUGGGCGUUUUGGUUGAUGCAAUUGACUCCUCGGAUGAAACAGAAAGCCUCAUGCUUCAUCGCAAAAUUGCUCCUCAUCAAUUAGCCGUUCUCUGCUACUCCCAGCAGCCAGAUAACUUAUCAGAUCUCCAAGAUCUUGCACAAUUGGUUACAAUAAACACCAGAAAGGUGGGAAUUUCCACACUAAACCUCCCAAAAGGAGCCACAGAUGAGGAGAAACAUCUCUCUCAAGAAUUAAGCGUCAUGGAUCGUCUGGGAGUGCCUUACUGCAUCAUCCUCAACGAUGAGAGCCUCCGGAAUGGAAUUCUCCAGCUCCGUAGUCGUGAUACAUCACUCUCAGAGGCAGUUCAUCUCACGGACAUCCCCAAGUACCUCAUCAAAAUCUACUCCUCCUUCUGAUUUUCUCCACGACGAGAAUUUAUUGUCCAGACUACAAAGAUCAUGUCACAUUUAAGUUAGAAGAUUUUUUAAAAUUAGUUAAUUUUCAGUUUACGAUUAUACGGCAUUUUAGUCACUUAAAUAAUUAAUGCACGAAAAAUUGUGCAAUUACAGUUUUCUUCAUUA
This is a messenger RNA of Lutzomyia longipalpis, 1314 nucleotides long. RefSeq names its product DNA polymerase subunit gamma-2, mitochondrial (gene DNApol-gamma35). NCBI's taxonomy places the organism in Eukaryota, Metazoa, Arthropoda, Insecta, Diptera, Psychodidae. Gene Ontology annotation, cellular component: mitochondrion; cytoplasm. Gene Ontology annotation, biological process: mitochondrial DNA replication. The record is from RefSeq and is a predicted model, not a curated record. The transcript has a single exon. Bases 1 to 1149 code for a protein of 382 amino acids.